AUGGCUUCCUCUUCUUCCUACUUCAGCGGUAAUAAAAGGGGUAACCACAAAUCGCCUAGGCGUAAACAACCAGUCUCCAGACGAAGUGGCGGAAAACAGAAUACCAGCAAACUGAAUUUCUUCAAAAAAUCGGACGGCCCCCGGAAAUCGUCACAGAAUCGGAUAACUGAUUACACAAUCAAAGUACAAAAUAACUGGGAGAGGGAUCCCAAUACCAGAGGGACAGAUGGUUCUGAUAGUCUCUUUUUUGAGGAGGAGGAAGGGAAAGGGAAUGAUAGUAACCACAACGAAAAAGAACCUCCAAGCCUGACCAGGGCGAGGUCGGCGACGCCCUUUGAUCUGUGGGGGAAUCCUGAAGUUGAGGAAGCUUCUGGACAUGCCAGUGAUAAGUCAAUGUAUAACGAAAAUGGCAACAGUGGCCAAAAAAGACGAAAAGUCGAUAACUCUGGCUCUGAAGGAACAACUGCUCUAGUCUCGGAGGUCUCGGAGACAUGUUCAGGGGACGUACCUGAAACGAUUCCAACGACAUCGAAAGGUUCAUACUCAACGGCUAGAUUGUCGAGUAUGAAGCGUAUUGGACCCUUCUUAGAUGAAUCUGAUAGCGAAGAAGGAUCUCAUUGUUCAAGCAACAAGGAUUCUUCCCUCAGAUCUAGGACUCAUACACCGGUGCAGGAACUCGGAUACGAGAGAGAUUUACUAACAGAUUCAUCGAAUGAGUUCCCUACCAGACCUAUGAGGAAUAGCCUUACCAUGACAGCUGUCGAUGAUCCUUUCAUUAGUGAAGAUAUUGAUUCUUACGAACAGCGAAAGGGAAGGGAUUACGAUGACAGAACUUCGAGAAAAUGUAAUGAACCUCAGGAGCUAUUUGAUAAGGCGUGCUCCAUAGAGCCAACCGGUAUUAGCAAGGAUGACGCGCUUCCCGGAAUUGAUUUUGCCGUUUGUCCGAUUUGCGGCGAGAGUCUCGCUGGUAUUAGUGACAACGAAGCAUCUUUGCAUGUGAACAAUUGUUUGGAUGGGAACCCCACACCCACACCUACCGAUGAACCAGUUGUAGUCGUUGAAUCAAAACGAGGUACCUCUGUUGCGACGUUGAAGAAAGCCGCGAUUCCUCGUCCGGGACAACGAAAUCCGUUUACUAUGGAAUUUAUAGAGAAGGAAACCUCAGCGUUCUCGAAAAUAAUGUCUGGCAAUGCUGAAGAUUCCGCAUGGGCCGCGGCCGCCGCCAAGGAGGACGCCUCUAGAGGAAAACAGGCGUAUGAACGCACAUGUCCAUUUUACAAAAUCCUUCCCGGUCUUUCGGUUUGCGUGGAUGCCUUUAGAUACGGCGCUGUUGAGGGAUGCAGUGCUUAUUUUCUCAGUCAUUUCCACAGUGAUCAUUAUAUGGGGCUUACGUCUUCUUGGUGUCACGGGCGAAUUUAUUGUAGUAAAAUCACGGGAAAUCUAGUUCGCCAACAACUCAAGGUUGACCCUGAAUGGAUUACAGACAUCGAAUGGGACGAAGUCUUUGAAAUUCCCGAGACAGGUGGUGUCCAGGUCACCAUGCUUCCUGCUAAUCACUGCCCUGGAAGCUCGUUAUUUUUGUUUGAAAAGGAAGUUGGCAAGGGCCCUAAACCAAAAAUUCAUCGCAUACUUCAUUGCGGUGACUUCAGGGCAAGCCCCGCGCAUGUACGACAUCCUCUGCUCCGGCCUGAUGUUGUCGAUUCCUUGACUGGAAAAACUAAGCAACAAACGAUCGAUGUUUGCUACCUCGAUACGACAUAUCUUAACCCCAAAUAUGCAUUUCCAAAUCAGGAGGAUGUUAUUACUGCUUGUGCAAAUGUAUGUGCAAACCUGGAUAGCAACGAGAAUAAAGAUGUUGGACAGGCGACACAUGGUCCAAAGAUCACUGCCAUGAAAACUAUGGUGGAUUUUCUCUCCAAAAACCCAGAAUCACAAACCCAACCUGGCCACCAACGGUCCAAAUCCGCCGACCGCUUACUUGUCGUCGUUGGAACCUAUAGUAUUGGCAAAGAGCGCCUCUGCAUUGCUAUUGCGCGUGCUUUGAAUUGCAAAAUAUAUGCACCAGCGGCAAAACAACGGAUAUGUGCUUGUUUAGAGGAUGAGGAACUCUCUGGUCUACUUACGUCCAACCCUAUUGAAGCCCAAAUUCACAUGCAGGCUUUAAUGGAAGUCCGGGCGGAAACGCUUCGAGACUAUCUUCUUUCGUUUAGACCACAUUUUUCACGAGUUGUUGGAUUCCAGCCAACUGGAUGGAACUAUCGGCCGCCGGCAGGAAGAACUACAGAUAGUCCCCCAGUCUCCUCAGUGUUAUACUCUGAUUCUUGGCAAUCUCGGUUUAAUGCAAGGGACCUAAUCCCGCAACGCGGAAGCAAUCCGGAGAGCACCUGCUACAUGGUGCCUUACAGCGAGCAUAGUUCUUUUCGGGAGUUGACCAUGUUUUGCUGUGCUCUAAGGAUUGGAAGAGUGAUCCCUACUGUCAAUGUCGGAAGUAAAAAGAGUCGGGAUAGAAUGAAGCGAUGGGUAGAGAAGUGGGAAGCAGAGAAACGGAAAAACGGAUUGUUUAAGGUGGAUGAUGAAGCAACUCGAUGUGCUCCAGAUUCCCAUUUACAGGUCUCCCGCCGCUUCAAGCAUCUCCCGUCUUUUGCACCCGAUGCCAGCUCUAAGUCACGUGUCGGCCCCAUUCGGUUUGACGGCCACAUCGACCACAUUACCCCAUGCCUAUCGGGGUCGUCAUCGGCAGAUAAGAAAUGCAUGUCGAGGAAACUUCUCUACUCAAAGCUGCUGGUUCCCGAGAAGUCCCUUUUGCCGACUCUCUCCUUCUUUGAAGGCAGUGCCGACCACAACCGACAAGUUUUCAUAGAGGCUUCCCAACCUUUAGGUGCUCUCGGGCGAUGGUAUCUUCAUGAUAUACCAGCUCCCUUUACGGCUUCACUCUCUAAUUUAUGGCUUAUGUACCAGUGCCGACGAGGUCGGCGGUACCAAGCUGUGGACACAGAUCCGGAUGCUAUACCGAUUAUUUAUGGGCAUGGAAAUGGGUUCUUAAAAUCGGAGUAUUAUGAUGCGUUUGUGUCCAUUGGCCGGGGCCUUUUUAAUACCCGAGACCGUGCAGAGCACACACGGAAACGCAAGACAGUGUCUCAUACAUUUAGUGCUCGGUCAAUUGGACAAUUUGAACAGUACAUCCAUGCAAACCUAGAGCAGUUUGUACGGCAGUGGGAUAGGCUCUCUAACUUGCAGCGCAACCCCAAAACUGGAUAUGCGUCAAUUGAUGCGCUACACUGGUUUAACUAUCUUGCUUUAGAUAUCAUUGGCGACUUGGCAUUCGGCGCCCCUUUUGGCAUGUUAGAAAAGGGUCGAGACGUUGCGGAGGUUCGAAAGUCUUCUGAUUGCCCUCCUACGUAUGCUUCAGCAAUUCAGGUUCUUAACAGACAUCUUAAGCCUUGGGCAAAGUUUCUUCCGGAUCGAUUUUUCCGAGAUGGUCUAGAGGCAGUGGAAGAACUUGCGGGAAUUGCUGUUGCACUUGUGUCUGAGCGUCUUCGACCCGAAGUCAUGGAAAAUAAUACGCGCGUAGAUCUCCUUGCUCGCCUAAUGGAAGGGCGAGAUGAGAAUGGUGCCAAGCUUGGCCGAGAAGAGCUCACUGCAGAGGCACUCACCCAACUAAUCGCUGGAUCCGAUACUACCUCUAACACAGCUUGUGCAAUGCUAUAUUGGGUUCUGACAACCCGGGGCGUAAAAGAGAAACUCCAACAAACUCUGGAUGAGGUAAUUCCAGCAGUUGUGGAGGUCCCGUCAUAUGCCAUGGUCAAAGAUAUCAAAUACACAGGACCACGUGCCUGCGUUGGUCGAAACGUAGAAGAGAUGGAACUGCAAUGUAUGGCCGCGACGGUUUUCAAGAACUUCGACUUUGAGGUUCGACAAGAUGGCCCGUUGGAGACAAGGGAAGGAUUUUUGAGGAAGCCUUUUGAGCUGCAUGUCGGUCUGAAAAGGCGACGGCCUUAA
This is a messenger RNA of Paracoccidioides brasiliensis Pb18, 3999 nucleotides long. RefSeq names its product benzoate 4-monooxygenase. The coding region runs from base 1 to 3999 and encodes 1332 amino acids. The transcript is spliced from 10 exons. Gene Ontology annotation, molecular function: 5'-3' DNA exonuclease activity; oxidoreductase activity, acting on paired donors, with incorporation or reduction of molecular oxygen; iron ion binding. Gene Ontology annotation, biological process: protection from non-homologous end joining at telomere; interstrand cross-link repair; double-strand break repair via nonhomologous end joining. The record is from RefSeq and is a predicted model, not a curated record.